Molecule: messenger RNA, 2661 nt
Organism: Bathycoccus prasinos
Lineage: Eukaryota; Viridiplantae; Chlorophyta; Mamiellophyceae; Mamiellales; Bathycoccaceae
Exons: 1
Coding region: 1-2661 (886 amino acids)
Biological process (GO): cellular response to heat
Cellular component (GO): cytoplasm
Molecular function (GO): ATP hydrolysis activity; ATP binding
Source: RefSeq, a predicted model, not a curated record
AUGUCGACGUGUCAAAUGAUGAGCGCGUCGAUGUCGUUCACGUCGUCGAGUAGCCUAAAAAAGAGACCAAUAAAGAGGACGACGUAUACGAAAACGAACGGAAAACGACAAGGAAGACGCGGUGUCGUUGUUUUCAACGCUUCAAAUGGUGCAGGUGGUGGCAUGUUUGAAUCGUUCGACGGCGAAUCCGUCACUCUCGUGAAAGAGGCGAUGGACAACGCGAAAAAAUUCAACAGCGGUAAAGUGAACACGGAACAUCUGUUGUACGCGUGCACGAAGAAGCGAAAUUCGACGACGAAAGCGUUACAUAAAUCCGGCGCGACGGAAGAUGCGGUGAAGAAAGCGUUGUGCGAUCGCGCGGGCGUGACGGACGUGGACCUCGUCAAUCCGUUUAGCGGGUUGAACCAGAAGAAGAAAGCGGACGGGUUGGUACCGUUAGGAGACGAUUUGAAAAAGUUAUUCGAACGAGUCGCGGGUAAAAACGAGGUGACGAUGAAAGAGUUGGUGCUUGGGAUGGUGGCGGACGAUCAGUGCACCGCUUACGACGUGUUGACGGAUCCGAAGUACGAGAUUGAAGUUGACGUGCCUUUAUUGAGAGAUUUCGUAAACGGCGUCGGCGACGAGAAAGAGUUAGUCGGAGCUGGUGGGAAAAAGAUCGAUAAGAAGAAAGUGAAGAAUAUAUUGGCGCAGUGUUCGGUGGAUUUGACCGCGAUGGCGAGGAAAGGCGAGUUGGACCCGGUGUUUGGGAGAGACGAGGAGACGAAGAGGGCGGUGAGAAUUUUAGUGAGAAGACGGAAAUCCAAUCCGUGUUUGAUUGGCGAUCCAGGGGUAGGGAAGACGGCUAUCGCGGAAGGGUUAGCGAGUUUGAUCGCAGCAGAUAGCGAUAUCGUCCCGAGAAGAUUGAAGAAUAAACGAGUCUUGUCCUUGAACGUCGGUUUGUUGCUCGCGGAUACGAAAUACAGAGGCGAUUUCGAAGAGCGCUUGCGCUCGGUGUUGGAAGAAGUAAAAUCAGCCGGCGAUAUUAUUUUAUUCAUCGAUGAAAUACACACGAUUGUAGGUGCCGGAGGUACCGGCGAUGAUGGCGGUUUAGAUGCCGGUAACCUCAUGAAACCAGCUUUAGCGCGAGGUGAGAUCCAAGUCGUCGGCGCGACCACCGUGGACGAGUAUCGAAAAUACAUCGAAAAGGACGCGGCGUUGGAGAGAAGAUUUCAACCGGUGCGAGUGGACGAGCCGUCGCCGGAAAACACCUUAAAAAUAUUAGCUGGUCUGAAAGAAACGUACGAGAAGCACCACGAUGUGUUUUUUUCGGACGACGCGAUUCAAGCAUCCGUGGCGUUGUCCAGUCGGUACAUCACCGAUCGAUUUUUACCGGAUAAAGCCAUCGAUGUUUUAGACGAAGCCGGAGCGUUGGUUCAACUGAGAGAUAAAAAGGCGGGCGAUGGUGAGCAAGUGCUUCGAGUGUCUGUGUUGGACAUUCAAGAAGUCGUUUCGGAAUGGACCGGUAUUCCCGUGAAACAGUUAUCCGUGGAAGAAUCGAAGAAUUUACUCGGUUUGGAACAAGAGUUGACGAAACGAGUAAUUGGUCAAAACGAAGCCGUCGUUUCCGUCGCUCGUGCCGUUCGAAGAGCUCGAUCCGGUUUAGCCGACGCGAGCAAACCUGUCGCCUCGGUUAUUUUUGCCGGACCAACCGGUGUGGGUAAAACGGAACUCUCCAAGGCGUUAGCGACGGUGUAUUUCGGCGCCGAGAAAAAUCUCGUCCGCAUCGACAUGUCUGAAUACAUGGAAGCCGUGAGUACGUCGCGAUUAAUCGGGGCGCCGCCUGGGUACGUUGGAUAUAACGAAGGUGGUCAACUCACCGAAGCCGUUCGACGCAACCCGCACUCGUUAAUCUUGCUCGACGAAAUUGAGAAAGCGCAUCCGGACGUCUUCAAUGCGUUGCUUCAAGUUUUAGAAGAUGGUCGAUUAACAGAUGGCAAAGGCCGGACUGUUGAUUUUACCAACGCCAUGCUCGUUAUGACGACCAACAUAGCUUCGCGAGAAAUAUUAGAAAACUUUGCUGGCGCGAAAACACCGCAAGCGAAAAUAGAUGCCUACGAACGCGUGAAAAAACUCGCGCGCAAAAACCUCGGCAAGCGCUUUCGACCGGAAUUUCUCAAUCGCUUGGACGAAAUCGUCGUGUUCAGACCGCUCGGUGAACUCGAAGUCGCGCAAAUCGCCGAAAACAUGCUCGAAUCGGUCGCUUCUAGAUGUGCAAAGAAAGGCGUCGUCAUCACGUGCACGGACGCCUUCAAAAAAGCCUUACUUUGCAACGGCUUCUCGCCGAAAUACGGCGCCCGACCGAUGCGCAGAGCAGUCCAAGCGAUGGUUGAAAACCAACUCUCCGAGUGUCUCUUGAGCGGCUUCGCCAACGACGGCGACUCCAUUCAGCUCGACUUUGACGACACUCGCGACGAAAUCAUCGCGGCGAAUAAAACCGAAAAGAAAACGUUUCCUUUGGAGCAGUUUGGCGGCAUCGAAGACGGUUUCGACGACGACGACGAUUCAGACGACGACGCCUACGAAGAAGAAGUUAAAGAAGAAGAAGCCGCAAAGCGAGCGAACGGAAGCGGCAACAGAAACAAAGAAUUCUCCGAAGAGUUCCCGACGCCUGCUUUUCCCUAG